Leptonychotes weddellii (Weddell seal) is the source of this 1501-nucleotide messenger RNA. NCBI's taxonomy places the organism in Eukaryota, Metazoa, Chordata, Mammalia, Carnivora, Phocidae. The record is from RefSeq and is a predicted model, not a curated record.
AUGGCAAUACACCCCAGCAUAAAACCCCAACACAAUUCCACCUUUUCUGGGCAGGGAGAAAGAACCAAAGAGAGACAUUCAGAGUCUGCUGUGUUAGAGCCUUUUCCCUUCUCUCUCCCUUCCUCCAUAGCCUGUCUGCUCCAGGCUGAACUGGUGAACUAUGAGCGAGUCAAGGAGUAUUGCCUCAAAGUCCUGAAGAAGGAAGGAGAGAACUUCAAGGCCCUUUACCGGUCUGGUGUGGCCUUCUACCACCUUGGAGACUAUGACAAAGCCCUCUACUACCUGAAAGAAGCAAGGACCCGACAGCCAACAGACACCAACGUGAUUCGGUACAUCCAGCUGACGGAGAUGAAGCUCAGCAGAUGCUCCCAGAGAGAGAAGGAAGCCAUGUAACAGCUGCUGCCGCCCCAGAGCCAGGACUCCCAGGCAGCCCCCCGUGAAGCGCCCCUCCUGGGUUUUGUUCCCUUCUCCCCACCUCCUCCGGCUGCCCCUCAACAACCUGUCUGCUCCCAGUGUGAAAAGAAGGAGACAUGCAGGUUUGGAACCUGGCGGGUUGCCUGCCAUGGAGACACCCCUUCUCUAGCAGGCCAGCUACUGAGAGGGACCUGACUUCUUCGGGGACAGCCGGAGAGGACUCUUACAGGGCCGAGAGUGCUGUCGCAGCUUUGACUUUGGCCCGUGCUUCUGACAGAGGCAGAGCCUGCUGGGUGUACCAGCCCAACGGCAGCAAGCACGGAGCCCAUGGGCUGGACCCCUCCACACUUUGCCGACAGACCCGAGCAUCUCAAGGCAACCGUGACAACUCCAGGGAGGAGAGAAAUACCAGACGCCUCGGGUGAAGCCAGCAGACCAUGAAUUUGUACACUGGAUUCCUCGCCCCCAGUCACCUCAGCCCCUGCCUCCCUCCCUCCACUUGUGGUCUGGGCCUGGCUUUCUUCUCUCCCCCUCGGGGAUCUGAGACUGCCAGGAUGCACAUGCCAUGGAAGCCCACUCUCCGUGCCCUCUGGUGACCACACAUACCAUUCUCCCAUACUCCCACCCAGCAGGCAGCUGCGACAGCUGGGCGGCAGGGUGAGGUGGGCCAAGGCUGAGCACUGAGCGCCGAGGUGAUGGAGGGGAGGGGCGAUGACAUCCUAGGGGAAGGAGCAUUGUAUAGCCUGCGGGAUCGAACUGUGGACUAAGUAAGUGUAAAUAAAAAUAAAUUAACAGGCAGCAGUUCCUGUCAUUUCUGUUGGAAGCAGCCCAUUCCCUCCCUCAACUCUGAGUCAGAGCUACGUACGGCUUCCCCCAAAGCAAGGGGCCAUUUGUCUGGUGGUAAACAAUGUUGGCUGCCGCCUUUGUGCAGUAGAGUGGGCUGGUGCUAUGGAGCCUGCCCAGGGACUUGGCUUUGUGGGAAUGUGUACAGCCUCCUUUUGAUGAAAUUAUCUGGACUCAAUAUCUAGCACAUAGAAUGUGUUCAACAAAUAUUUGUUGAAUGAAUAAAUUAUGACUGCAGACUGGC